AUGUCUGCUAACUUGGCUUUGAUGACUGUCAUAUUGAGCAAGAAGCAGUUGAGAAGAUGGUCCCACGGGCUGCUCUUCCACCAGGCGAUAGUGGACUGCGCGCGAGCGGCCAUCUUGCUGCCACUCGGCAUCGCCGUGUUUCGAUGCCAGCCGGUGUACAAGUGCUCGCUGGUUGAAACCGCUUUUCUUUUAUUGGUGACGGUGUCCACAGUGAAUAUGCUAACGACGGUGCUAAACGACAGCCCUAUAUUCCCCGAGAACGAAGAAGAACAAGCAGAUUUGUCUGCGCCUUUACUGAUGGACAGUCCACAGUGUGUCCUCUUCGGAACGUUCAUGAUAUGGUUCGCGUCGAUCACAAUAAACCUCGGGCCUACAUUCUUAUCCGGGGCGUUGGCUGCCAGCGCCGGGUCUUACGGGUCGUAUGGUCCGUCCCCAUCCUGCCCCCUAGUAAGAGGACCCUUCAGGCACUACGUACUGAAUGCCCUCUGGAUCGGGGUCAACGCCGUCUGCGUCGGCCUGACUCUCUUCCACCUGAAGAAACUCCACAGGGAUCUUACAAAGGCUAACGUAGAGGCAGUUCGAGUAGCUGGUUUAGUGACGACCCUAGUCAGCAUGGCUGGCGACAACAGGCGCAUGGACUCUCUGCCCAACAGCGUCGGACCCAGGACUGUUGACGGAGCGCUAGCCGAUGGCCAGUGCAGGUCUGGAGCUAGUGCCAACCUGCCUCUUGGAGGAGGCCGUCGUCUGCGAGGGUACCUUGCCAGGGUAGAAAGGGAGGGAGUGAGGCGAGUCCGCAUGUUUCUGGUCAUCACGGCAGCGUAUGUCCUCUUCUGGGGACCGCUGUUUAUAAUCACGCUGUUCCAUCACCCGGCUUUGACGUCACACGUUGCUUAUGAGAUGUACUUCCAAAUAACGCUGCACAUAUCGUACGUGCACGCGGCAGUCAACCCGCUGCUGUUCAUGGCGCUGCAUCGAGCGCUGCGCCGCGCUGCGCUGCAGCUGUGCUGCGGCUGCUGCGUGCAUUGGAGUCAGUUUGUACUGGCACUCACUGCUGCGGCUCAAUCUCCACUAGCGCCGUCCUCGUUCUCGCCAGCGGCCGCGUCCCCCGAGCCGCCGCCGGCGCCGCCACCCCCAAUGGCCCCUCCUGCCACCUCGGUCCCUGGCCCCCCGAUGGGGCCGCCGACGCCUCACACGAUGAUGAGUUGGGAAGUUGAGGAGUGUGAUGCUGAGAGUAUGUCGAGUUCGCGUGUGCAGGGAGACGAGGAUAUGAUGGCUGAGGCUUGGAGCGGCGGCGUGCGGCGGCCUCCGCGCUCGCCGAGCCCCCUGCUGCCCGCCAUCUGA
Molecule: messenger RNA, 1341 nt
Organism: Ostrinia nubilalis (European corn borer)
Lineage: Eukaryota; Metazoa; Arthropoda; Insecta; Lepidoptera; Crambidae
Exons: 9
Coding region: 1-1341 (446 amino acids)
Biological process (GO): G protein-coupled receptor signaling pathway
Cellular component (GO): plasma membrane
Molecular function (GO): G protein-coupled receptor activity
Source: RefSeq, a predicted model, not a curated record